AUGCGUUUCUCCAUCAUCAUGAUCCUCGCUAGUGCCUAUGCAAGCGGAUCUCUCGCCGGCACCCUUGAGAUCAUUGAUAUUGAUGGUCAAUGCGCGAUAUGGUCCUAUGACAACCAUGGCUGCACGGGAUCUUCGGAAUUCUUUAGCAAACUUGACGGAGAUGACUGUGCAAAUUUGCGCGUCAAGACCGGCACCCCUCAAGGUUACCCUGUGAGUGGCGUGGGGGCUUGUGGCACGAAAAAAAAUUCGUCAGUUGCAUGGAUUGAGGUGGAACAUACUGGCCUGGUCAGCUUCUUCAAUUACCAAGGCGACAAGUCGGCAUGUACAUUGGACAACGGACUCAAGCAUGGCAGCCGAUGUAUUGCUACUGACACGAUAUCCUCCACCAAGGCGUCCUCCGCUUUGACGACACCGAGGUCUUCGUCAUCAAUCUCGGAGUCAUCGUCGACUACCUCCCAGACCGCACCUUCUUCUGAUUGUUUCGCGGAUUGA
Penicillium canescens is the source of this 492-nucleotide messenger RNA. RefSeq lists its product as uncharacterized. The transcript has 2 exons. The coding region runs from base 1 to 492 and encodes 163 amino acids. The record is from RefSeq and is a predicted model, not a curated record. NCBI's taxonomy places the organism in Eukaryota, Fungi, Ascomycota, Eurotiomycetes, Eurotiales, Aspergillaceae.